Molecule: messenger RNA, 2694 nt
Organism: Pleuronectes platessa (European plaice)
Lineage: Eukaryota; Metazoa; Chordata; Actinopteri; Pleuronectiformes; Pleuronectidae
Gene: eya3
Product: EYA transcriptional coactivator and phosphatase 3
Exons: 17
Coding region: 206-1987 (593 amino acids)
Biological process (GO): multicellular organism development; negative regulation of extrinsic apoptotic signaling pathway in absence of ligand; positive regulation of DNA repair
Cellular component (GO): nucleus
Molecular function (GO): protein tyrosine phosphatase activity
Source: RefSeq, a predicted model, not a curated record
UAGCUCCACCGUUAGCCGCUGCGCGCACACGCUGCCAUUUCUGAGCCCCACUCCAAUGGCUGCAGGUCCCGGCUAAUCCCUGGAGCGGGAAACUUUCAUGACCGGGCCGAACUAAGUCCCGGCGGCUACUCCUUCGCCAUCGUAGCGAUACUAACGUGGUCCGGACAGGCUGUGUAGGUAGAGGGAGUCGGCUGAGCGUGCAGACAUGUCGGGUCGCUCCGCUGCAGAGAUGGACGACUCGCAGGAGCUGCCGGAGCUGCCGUCAAAGAAAGCCAAGCUUGACAUCGAUGGUGGACUGGAGAAAGAUUCCAGUGGUCUGGGGGGCGAUGGGAGUCCAGCUGCUGGUUUAGGUCCUUCAGAGCAGGAGAACUCAUAUUCUGCGCUGUCCACCGCUCAGCUGGAUCCAGACGACCAGGAGCAGUCGGACAUCAACAGAGGAGCAGCGUCUCAGGACUGUGGCGACACGAUGAACUCAUACGCACAUUCUGCCACAGAUCCAACGGGCACUUCUGAAUACACCCAACAGGUUUAUCAAGGAAGCAAUCCCGCGGUGACGGCGUACACCGGUCAGAUGGGAUUUCCUCCUCUGGUCCAGUCCACUGUGUACUCGGCCUUCCCCCAGACGGGCCAAACCUACGGCCUCCCACCGUUUGGCUCCAGUUUUACAACAUCCAGUGUGUACUCCAACAUCCCCUCAGCCACAGCCACCACCACGGCCUCCACCACAGCGACCCAACAGGAAUUCAGCAGCUACAACUCUCUGGGUCCCAGUCAGUUCUCCCAGUACUACACUCUGCCUCCCAGCUACGUCCCGGCUGGGCUGGCCAGCAGUGACGAGCAGGGGGCGGGUGUGGCCGGAUACUCGGCUGUGAAGUCAGAGGAGGCCGCCUCAGCCGGACUUCCUCCCAGAGAUGCCUCUCCACCAGAGAACCUCCCAGUAGGAGCAGCUCUUCCCAUUAGCGUGGCGCUCCCUGCUGAUGCCAGGGAGCAGGACGAGGUCGGCCGCAGGAACUCUGUUGGGAAAGCUAAAGGAAAAGGGAAGAAGUCCGAGAACUCCCCACCGGCGGACAGCGACCUGGAGCGUAUUUUUCUGUGGGAUCUGGAUGAGACCAUCAUCAUAUUCCAUUCACUGCUCACUGGUUCCUACGCACAGAAGUUUGGCAAGGACCCAGCGACGGUGUUGAACCUGGGUCUGCAGAUGGAGGAGCUGAUCUUCGAGCUGGCCGACACUCAUCUUUUCUUCAAUGACCUGGAGGAAUGUGAUCAAGUCCAUGUUGAGGACGUGGCUUCUGAUGACAAUGGCCAGGACCUGAGUAACUACAACUUCUUGGCCGAUGGCUUUAAUGGUCCCAGUGGUGGAGGAGCAACAGGAACCACAACCGGAGUCCAGGGGGGAGUGGAGUGGAUGCGUAAACUGGCCUUCCGAUACCGCCGGCUAAAAGAGAUCUACAACAGCUACAAAGGAAGUGUUGGAGGUCUGUUGAGUCCGAUGAAGCGGGAGCUGCUCGGACGACUUCAGUCUGAGAUCGAGAACGUGACGGACGCGUGGCUCAGCACGGCGCUCAAGUCUCUGCUGCUCGUCCAGUCCAGGGGGAAGUGCAUGAACGUGUUGGUCACCACCACUCAGCUCGUCCCUGCACUGGCGAAGGUCCUGCUCUACGGACUGGGAGACGUCUUCCCCAUCGAGAACAUCUACAGUGCAACCAAAAUAGGUUCAGAUCCCAAUACAGAGCCCAAAAUCUGCAUUAUAUCUCUGCUAAAGUCCGUCAUUAACAGAAAAGCUGUAUCUUUUUCUCUCCUUGCAGGAAAAGAAAGUUGCUUUGAGAGAAUCAUUUCUCGCUUCGGGAAGAAAGUUACUUACGUGGUGAUCGGAGACGGUCGAGACGAAGAGUUUGCAGCAAAACAGCACAACAUGCCUUUCUGGAGGAUCUCCACUCACGGCGACCUCGUGUCCCUGCACCAAGCGCUGGAGCUCGACUUCCUGUAGAGGAGCGGCUGCGCUGAAUGUCGUUAACACUAAAAGGGAAAACGUGUUCGUCGUCCUGUUGGCUCAUGGAGAUGCACUGCGUGAAAAAAUCCUUCAGAACCCCAACAAUACACACUCGCAUUUUAGAAUCUGCUCUAAAGGACGACUCGGUGUGUGACGGUCGAUGUUCUGAGACGGACGUUUGGGUCGGAGCUGAUUGUGAGUGACAGACUGAACGCAUCAAGGUUCCUCACGUCUGGCAGCCCCGCCCCCUUUCGGCAGCUAACCUCACCACGGCUGAGACUGGCACUGAUUUGGAAACAGAAGGGAAGACAGAUUUGAACUUUCUCCUCCUCCUCGGUCUUUGGCCUCAUUUUCUUUUGUUCAAUAUCAAAAAUCUCCUGCAGUAAACGCUCUCCUGUUUAUUUUGUAUAUUUCUUUUUCCUUCUGGAUAUUGACAACCAAAGGGCCCUUCUUCUUAAAUGUCCUUCUCUUGUGGAGUAGUUGUAGCUUUUUAUUUAGACCCUGUAUUAUUUGAAAGAAUAAUAUCAAAGCAAACAUUGGGUUGUUUUGCACUCGUUCAAAGACUUGAAGGCUUCACUUUGCAGUUUCCUCUGCAAAUCACUGACUUUCUAGUUUCUGACCAUCAUCAAGAAUCAAAUUAUAAUGUUUGUAUUUGAGUCGGGUUUUUAACACAAGGUACGAGACGUCUGCUGCCCCCCCCCCCC